AAUACAAAGGAAAAUAUGAAAAUCCUAGUUUUGAGGCCAAACCGAUCAUAUGCAGCCAUGAUGUUCAUCCUUCUGAAUUUAGAGAUAACAAAAGCCAACACUGAUUCAUGUCCUGCAUCUAAAAAAACUGUACAAAGUGUUGAAAACUGUCCAACCAGUGAGAAAGAAUGGAUGAGAGCUUCUCAAAGGAAAAACUGCUCAGCAUUUGCCAGCCAGUGUAGUAAUCCUGACAGAUUUGUGUACCAUUGUGUGAUUAACCCAUUUCUCAAUGAAACACUGGAAGUUUGUGUAUAUAAAAAGACUAUUGUGUUUGGCUAUUGUACAGAAUACAGCUACAGUGCAAACAGAAUUCAACAAAGUUUAGGUACACUUUGUUCUGGCUUCAUCCAAAAACCAUGUCCAACUGGAUAUCCCUCUGAUGAAGCAUACAAAUAUCCUGGUUGCUACGAGCUUACUAAGAAAUCAACAACAGAAAAUCCAACAACAGUGAAUCCCUCCACCUCUGGAACAACUGUGGUCACUGAAACAGGGCCUGUGCUUAAUGGGUCUGCAGCAGAUACAGAAGAUAGAGGAGACAAUGGUUCUGUCAUAGGGAUAGUAGUUGGGGUUCUUGUUGUUGUGGCUUUUGCUUUAGGCGGAUUUUUUAUAUACAGACGGUAUUCACGAAGAAAAAAAGGUCAACAACCACUUCAUGCACUUGAUAAUGAAAGUUUUGCAACUGAUAGAAAUCCUGGUAGAGCUAUAGAAGAAGGAACCUUUGAAGAGAGGAGAAAUUUAGUGCCGUCUGGAAAACCUGCAGAAGUAGAAAAAGAGAAGAAAAUUGAAAAAGUUGAAGUUGAGCAGCCAGUCAAUCUGAUAAAGCCAGAAAAAGAAGUAACUGAGGAAGAUGAUUGUCAAACGUUGGUUAAUGCGCUUAGUGAUGGACUAGAAAGGUUGGCAAUUCUUCAGUCAGGACACAGCAGUGAAAAUUAUAAUGAAGACAAUAAAAAGUUGAAUGUAAUUGCAAGAAAAAUAUAUGAAAACGAAACAAACUUUUCGAAUGAGACUUCUACAGCAAUACAUGAACACAUAGCAGAACUGGAGUCCCUGGAGAGGUAUUUUCGAAGACAGAAGGAUCAAGAAAAUGAGUAUUUACCACCAGAUUAAAACUU
This is a messenger RNA of Saccostrea echinata, 1151 nucleotides long. RefSeq lists its product as uncharacterized. The transcript is spliced from 11 exons. Gene Ontology annotation, cellular component: extracellular region. NCBI's taxonomy places the organism in Eukaryota, Metazoa, Mollusca, Bivalvia, Ostreida, Ostreidae. The coding region runs from base 16 to 1146 and encodes 376 amino acids. Gene Ontology annotation, molecular function: chitin binding. The record is from RefSeq and is a predicted model, not a curated record.